This is a messenger RNA of Leguminivora glycinivorella, 1816 nucleotides long. RefSeq names its product GDNF-inducible zinc finger protein 1-like. The transcript has 11 exons. Lineage: Eukaryota; Metazoa; Arthropoda; Insecta; Lepidoptera; Tortricidae. Gene Ontology annotation, molecular function: zinc ion binding. Gene Ontology annotation, cellular component: nucleus. The coding region runs from base 236 to 1816 and encodes 526 amino acids. The record is from RefSeq and is a predicted model, not a curated record.
UAUACCAUGCUUUAGUUAUAAACUUCCGUGUACUAUACUACGUAUAUUCGAUGUUUGAAGAUUAAAGCCCGUGGUCAUUUGUAAUACUAACCAUUCGAAAUUAAGGCUAGAAUUCGAUGUUUGAAGAUUAAAGCCCGUGAUGGCGUCGUUUCGUCGCAGCGGCAUGUAGAACGUAGCAAGUUUGCUUUAUGUUUUUCGUGUUAUAUUCUUAUAUGGAACUACAAAAACCGCAAUAAUGGAAAGGUUUACGAUAUCGAAGUUUGAAAAGCAGACUAUUUAUGAAAUAUACCGGGCUUGUCGGCUAUGCGGCGCCGGCGGAGGCUACCGAAUGCCUAUCAUCCAAAAUAUAAUCGAUGUAGACAGUCCUGAGCUAGAAUUAAGACAGAAAAUACAAGAAUGCCUACAAUUAGAGGUGCGUCCAGACGACAGAAUGCCUCCUCUCAUAUGUGAGCUGUGUGUCGACAAGGUUAACGAGUUCCACCAGUUCUUGGAGCUGACUCGUCAGACCAACAUCAAGACGAGGACCCGGCUCGGGCUUCCCAUACAGGAUACUAAGAAAGGAGAACCUGAACAAAGUAACUGUAUCCUGGGUGUCACGGAGCCGGUUUAUACUAAGGAAAAUGAGCCAGCAAAGAAGAGUAAAGCCGGUCCCAAGAGUUCUAAGAUUAAGAAGGAGCCAGAUGUUGUUAAUGUUAAGGCAGAGAAUGUGUCUGACUCGUCCCGCUCGUCUAGCGUGUCGAGUCGCUCCUCCCGCCCCGCGCCCUCCCCCGCGCCCGCUACCGCUACCGCGCCCGCGCCUCGCUCGCGCCGCUCCCUACGAGACGAUACUAUAGUUCCACCCGUUACACGGAAGCCGGAGACAACUAACGCUAGGGAAGCUAAGAAGGCGGACACACCUAAGAGUAAAGAGGGUAAAAAGGAAACUCCUAAGAGUAAGGAGAUUAAGAAGAAUGAGACUCCUAAAGACGCACAGACACCGAAAGAAAAGAAAGCUCCGCCAGCGAAGAAAAAGGGAGAAUUGGAAUCUUUACUAGAGGACAGUAUGAAAUUCGAUGACAACUCUUUGCUCUUGCCCCGAACAUUGAAGAGGACGAGAGAGGAGCCCCCUAAGCCUGCGCUGCUGCCCAAGAGAGCCAAGCCUAUACCAACCAAAGAGCUGCUAAAGGACCCAUCACCGCCCCGCAGGCCCGGACCCAAAUCAAGACAGCCGGUUAAAGAGCCCACUCCGCCUCCAAGACCUGGACCCAAGUCGAAGAAAGCUAGAGUUGUAGAGGAGAAUAUACCGGUACCGCUUAAGGUGCCUAAGUCUAAGGCUAAGCCGGAGUCAAUCAAGGCUAAAGAACCGUCGAAACCCCCUGAAGAGCCGUUACCGGCCCCCCCUUCAUACAAGUGCAUAGUAUGUGAAAAUCAAUGCAAGAACUCCGGUGCCUUCGCCAGGCAUAUGACUGUCCACGUGCCUACAUUUACUAAACUUACAAACGCCUGCAAUCCUUGUGGCCAGUGGUUUGUGACGGCAGAAGAGGCGGCGAGCCACCAUCGUUUCCAUUCCGCGUCCACUUUCCCGUACCACUGCCGCCGCUGCUUCGACGACUUCCGCACGCUGCGGCUUUACGACGAGCACAUAGAAUCCGGCCUUUGCGUGGGAGAUGAUCCGCCCAGCGUGAAGUGUGAGGACUGCCUCGCUCUGUUCGCGACGGAAGCGCUGCGUACAGGACACAAGUGUCCCGGACGCACGCAAGGCGCUAGACCCGGAGGCAAGUGCUCGAAAUGCUCCAGAACGUAUGCAACAGCGAAGACGCUCAAGAAACAUAUCUAG